This is a messenger RNA of Ailuropoda melanoleuca (giant panda), 2463 nucleotides long. RefSeq names its product tigger transposable element derived 6 (gene TIGD6). The transcript has 2 exons. Gene Ontology annotation, cellular component: nucleus. Gene Ontology annotation, molecular function: DNA binding. Bases 189 to 1763 code for a protein of 524 amino acids. The record is from RefSeq and is a predicted model, not a curated record. NCBI's taxonomy places the organism in Eukaryota, Metazoa, Chordata, Mammalia, Carnivora, Ursidae.
CGGACUGUUUCCGGCUAGAGGUUCCGGGAGGAGGAGGAAGCUGCGGCCGCCCGCGGUGAGACGCCCGGGCAGCUUAGCCCCGGGGCAUUGCCGUGGGGCGCUCAGUUUUCUACACUGUGGCAAAACAAGCCUAGAGGAGGAACACACGCAGCCCUGGUCAUUGUGGCCUUGCCCUCAAUUCUGUGAAUAUGGCCAACAAGGGGAACAAGAAGCGUCGGCAGUUCUCCCUGGAGGAGAAAAUGAAGGUUGUGGAAGCUGUAGACUCAGGAAAGAGGAAAGGUGAUGUGGCAAAAGAAUUCGGUAUCACUCCUUCUACCUUGUCUACGUUCUUAAAGGAUCGUGCCAAAUUUGAAGAGAAGGUACGGGAGGCAUCUGUAGGACCCCAGCGGAAAAGGAUGAGGAACGCUCUCUAUGAUGACAUUGAUAAGGCUGUUUUUGCUUGGUUUCAAGAAAUCCAUGCCAAAAACAUUCUUGUGACUGGCUCUGUCAUUCGGAAAAAAGCACUGAACUUGGCCAACAUGCUUGGCUAUGACAAUUUUCAAGCAAGUGUGGGCUGGCUGAACAGAUUUAGGGAUCGCCAUGGAAUUGCUUUGAAAGCAGUCUGUAGAGAGGAUAGUGACAGAUUAAUGAAUGGUCUAGGAAUAGAUAAGGUUAACGAGUGGCAUGCAGGGGAAAUUAUAAAACUGAUUGCUGACUACAGCCCAGAUGAUAUCUUUAAUGCUGACGAGACAGGAGUGUUUUUCCAGUUGCUUCCCCAGCACACGCUUGCUGCUAAAGGGGACCAUUGUAGAGGGGGCAAGAAAGCAAAGCAGCGGUUGACAGCACUCUUUUGUUGCAAUGCUUCAGGGACUGAAAAAAUGAGACCAUUGAUUGUUGGUAGGUCAGCCAACCCACACUGUCUCAAGAACGUCCAUUCCCUCCCUUGUGAUUACCGAGCCAACCAGUGGGCAUGGAUGACACAGGAUCUGUUUAACGAGUGGCUGAUGCAAGUGGAUGCCAAGAUGAAGCGGGCAGAACGGCGCAUCCUCCUGCUGAUCGACAACUGCCCCGCUCACAACAUGCUGCCACGCUUGGAGAGGAUCCAAGUGGGGUACCUGCCCUCUAACUGUACUGCUGUCCUGCAGCCACUGAAUCUCGGCAUAAUUCACACCAUGAAAGUGCUGUACCGAAGCCACCUCCUGAAACAGGUCCUCCUCAAGCUCCACAGCAGUGAGGACCAAGAAGAGGUGGACAUCAGGCAGGCCAUCGACAUGAUUGCUGCAGCGUGGUGGUCAGUCAAGCAGUCCACAGUGGUGAGAUGCUGGCAGAAGGCAGGCAUCAUCCCCGUGGAACUGGCAGGUUCUGACGCAGAAGCAGCAGCCAGUGAACCAGAGGUAGCCAUUGAAAAGUUGUGGCGCUCCGUGGCUCUUGCCACCUGUGUCCCCAGUGAAAUAAAUUUCCAGGACUUUGUCACUGCAGAUAAUGAUCUCAUCGUCUCUCAGGAGCUGAUAGAUACAGAGGUCAUCCCGGGCAUGGAGGCUGGUGAAAAUACAGAUGAAGCUGGAAGCGAAGAGGAGGGGGAGGCGUCUUUACCACAGCAGCCAAAAAUCACCAUCACAGAGGCCAUCUCGAGUGUACAGAAACUUAGACAGUUCCUUUCCACUUGUGUAGGUGUUCCUGACGCCAUUUUUGGACAGCUAAAUGGCAUAGAUGAAUAUUUAAUGAGAAAAGUGACACAAACUCUUGUUGACUCCAAAAUUACAGAUUUCCUCCAAACAAAAUAAUGUAGGCAUUAACUGCCUCUUUUAAUUUAGAAAAUAUAGUUUACAAGAAUAAAGUUUUUUUUUUAGAUAGGAUAUUGAACUUAAAUUUUAAGCAAUAUUAUAAUGACAACAUUCCAGUCCUCUGAAAUAAUCAGGGAGCUUCCUUAAAUGGAAUUUGGAAAUGAAAUUUGACUAAUAUGUGCGUUAUCUUUUGAUUAAUCGAAUGGUUUCCAAAGUUGUCUACACCUUAGGAUCUCUUGAGGAUCUUUAAAAAAUUUCUAAAGUCCAGGCCUUAUGCCAGAUGAAUUAAAUCACAAUCUAUGGUGACGGGUCACAGGCAUUAGUAGUUUGUGAAACGGCCCAGGUGAUUCCAAUGUACAGAAAAGUGUGGGAAUUACUGGAUUGACCACAGGAAAAUCAAGCACACUGUGGGUCUGGAGCCAACUUCUUCCCAUAAGGCUAGCUCAGUGGCUUCCAAAUGUUAGCUCACUUCAGAAUCACUUGGAAGGCUUGGUAAAACCCAGAUUGCUGGGCCCCAUCUCCAGUUUUCUGAUUCAGUGAGUCUUAGGUGGGGCCCCCAAAUUUGCAUUUCUAACAAGUUCCCAGGUCAUGCUGAUGCUAAUGUGGUUCAGGAUCCUUACUUUGAGAACCAGUGGUCUAGCUGGAUUCUAGUACUUCUCUCUUCGGCUGGCCAUCUGAAUACUCCCACUCACUAAUGAAA